Molecule: messenger RNA, 2130 nt
Organism: Manihot esculenta (cassava)
Lineage: Eukaryota; Viridiplantae; Streptophyta; Magnoliopsida; Malpighiales; Euphorbiaceae
Exons: 3
Coding region: 1-2130 (709 amino acids)
Molecular function (GO): zinc ion binding
Source: RefSeq, a predicted model, not a curated record
AUGAGUUUUCCGACUUAUGGAAUUGUACACUGGGAUGGUAAUAUUAUUAGAACCGAAUUAGGUUACGACUACGUUGGUGGCCAGCACAAUUUUUUCCGUAUGAAACGAAGGUUGAAUUAUGAGGAUCUUCUUAUGAAAAUAGUUCGUUCUACAAAUUUGUCAGACCAUAACCAAUUCAUAUGCAAGAUUGAAUAUAAGAAACUAAUUAUUAGUGAUAACGAUUACAAAUUUGAACUAGUUAAGCUGCUGAACAAUGCUGAUGUAGAGAUGAUGUUCGAUUACGUCUGUACACUAGGGUCUGAGAACAUAGUUUUUUAUGUCGAUGUCGUUAGAGAUAUUCAUAGAAAUCAGAAAGAUGAUUGUGCUGGUCCCCCUUAUACUGAUCCAAAAACGAGUUCACACUGUAUUUUGCGUCAUAAUACUGAAGAUCAAGAUGAAAUUAUAGUCUCUCGAAAUAGUUCAUUUUGUACUGAAGACUUAAACUUUAAUGGUGUUGAUAAUAUUGUUAAUGAAGUUGUGGAUGAAGUUGAUGAAUAUGCUGAUUCAGAGAGAUUAUCUGAUUCUGACAUUAACGAGUACGAAAGUGGUUGGAUUGAGGACGACGAAUUAUUAUCAGGUGAUGAUAAUGUUGUUGCUCAGUAUAGUAAUCCUAUUUUGCCACUAGUGCAUCCACCGCCAUUUUCAAAAAUAGAUUUUGAAUUAAUGCGUGUAGACCCUUAUGCAAAGGCACCGACUGAUAUGUUUUGGAGUCCGAAUAUGGAGUUUUCUGUUGGGAUGAUUUUUCCAAACAGAGAUGUUGUCAUGGCAGCAACAAAGGAGUAUCAUUUGUGCAGACAUCAUCAGUUUUGUUCUGAUGAGACAAAGAGAAAAACAUAUAGUAUUAAAUGCAAGAAUAAAAAACAUAACUGUAAAUGGCAUAUGCGUGCAUCAAUGAAGGAGGAAUCUGGGGUUUGGAAAAUUGUAUCGUAUAAUGGGCCGCAUACUUGUUCAAAUCCAAUGGUUGAAAAAGACCAUCCUCAAUUGGAUAAUAAAUUUCUAUGUCAAUUUAUUUUGCCUAUGAUAGAAGAACAACCACACAUUAAAAUAAAAUCACUUCAGGCAGAAAUUAGAGAUAAAAUUGGAUAUGAACCAUCAUAUUCAAAGACGUGGAAGGCAAAACAAUUUGCAAUUAGGAAAAUUUUUGGCGGAUGGGAUGAAUCAUAUGGAAGGCUCCGUAAGUACAUGAAUGCAGUGUGCCACUUCAAUACUGGUUCGAUCUUCGUAAUUGAAGAUGAUCCCCAUUACAUAAACGAUCGUUUGGAUCGUACUUCUCGUGUAUUUGAUCGUAUGUUUUGGGCUUAUCGUCAAUCUAUUGAAGGAUUCAAGCAUUGUCGACCAGUAAUUUUUGUUGACGGGAUAUUCCUAUACGGGAAAUAUAGUGGGUGUAUAUUGUGUGCAACAGGGCUUGAUGGAAAUAAUCAGAUAUUUCCAUUGGCUUUUGCUAUUGUUGAGAAGGAGGAUUCAAAUAAUUGGGGAUGGUUCAUGUCUUGUUUGAGAGCUUAUGUCAUAGAACGCGAAGAUUUAUGUGUCAUUUCUGAUCGUCACAUUGGAAUUAAGAAAUCCAUGGAACAAGAUUGGUGGCAACCACCAAGUGGACACCAUCGAUACCUUUUGGAGAAGUGGACUCGUUCCCACUAUGGUGGGAAGCGAUAUGGAUCAAUGAUGACUAACACCAUUGAGUCUGUCAAUGGAAUGUUGAAAGGCUUUCGAGCUUUGCCUAUUACAGCAAUGUCAGCAAAUGGCCAUCGUGUUACGACAUUUAAUCGUGAUGAUUUGGUUGUUGAAGUCCGAAGUGCUAAAUCUGGUCAAAAACAAGUUGUUAAGCUUAUAGAAGGGACCUGUACUUGCGGUAAAUUUCAAGAGAUGCGUAUCCCAUGUUCACAUGCCAUAGCAGCCUGCAUGUCGAGGUCUGUGGAUUAUGAGCAAUUCGUUGAUAGCUACUACACUCUCGAAAGGUCAAUUAAAUGUUACGAAAAUAUGUUCAGUCCAUUAGGUAAUUCAGACUAUUGGCCUGCAGAUUAUGAAUUACCACUAAUUCCAAACAAGAACCGAAUAAGGAAAAAAGGCCGACAAAAGUCAUCGAGAAUUUAG